Molecule: messenger RNA, 1984 nt
Organism: Boleophthalmus pectinirostris (great blue-spotted mudskipper)
Lineage: Eukaryota; Metazoa; Chordata; Actinopteri; Gobiiformes; Gobiidae
Gene: ghitm
Product: growth hormone inducible transmembrane protein
Exons: 9
Coding region: 137-1192 (351 amino acids)
Cellular component (GO): mitochondrial inner membrane
Source: RefSeq, a predicted model, not a curated record
GCUCGAUGACGUAGGCACGGCGAAUUUUCACGAAGGUUACAGAACAGGAACAGUUGCGUCAGAAAACUGCGCACUCGGAUCUGAAAGGUGAACGAUAAACGCUUCUCUGCUGGUGAACCUUAAACCCAGUCAGAUCAUGUUGGUGGCGAGGCUGGCGAGCCUCCGGGCCGUUCCUCUCUCUGGGCUGCGUCCCGUUUUCACUCAGAGUUUUCCCGCGCUCAGGACUUCCUGUCUGAAGCCCGCUGCCCCCCUGCUCCGACAACAACAGGGUUUGUCGACCAAGUCAAGGUUUGGUUUCAGGAAAGGUCGAUCGGCCAGAGAGACGCUCAAAGAGGCGGCGUUUGGGCCUGUUUCAGAGACCGCCAUCAAAAUCGACAGCACAGGGAGGCUGAUCCUGGCCGGAGGAGCUGCAGUGGGUUUGGGAGCUCUGUGUUAUUAUGGACUGGGAAUGUCCAACGAGAUCGGGGCCAUCGAGAAAGCUGUGAUCUGGCCUCAGUACGUGAAGGACCGGAUCCACUCCACGUACAUGUAUUUUGCCGGGAGUGUGGGUCUGACGGCUCUGUCUGCUGUGGCUGUGAGCAGGACGCCCGCUCUGCUCGGCCUCAUGAUGAGGGGCUCCUGGCUGGCGAUCGGGGCGACCUUUGCGGCCAUGAUUGGAGCCGGGAUGUUGGUGAGGUCCAUUUCUUAUGAGCACAGCCCGAUGCCCAAACACUUGGCCUGGAUGCUCCACGCAGGCGUGAUGGGGGCAGUGAUCGCUCCUCUGACUCUCCUGGGCGGUCCCCUGAUGAUGCGUGCCGCCUGGUACACGGCGGGCAUCGUGGGCGGACUCUCCACCGUCGCCAUGUGUGCGCCCAGCGAGAAGUUCCUGUACAUGGGAGGGCCUCUGGCGGUCGGGUUCGGAGUCGUCUUCGCUUCUUCCAUCGGCUCGAUGUUCCUGCCCCCCACCUCUGCCCUGGGCGCGGGGCUGUACUCUGUGGCCGUGUACGGGGGCCUGGUGCUCUUCAGUCUGUUCCUGUUGUACGACACUCAGAAGGUGAUAAAGAGAGCAGAGACACACCCCCCGCCGCACUACUACGGAGUCCAGAAGUACGACCCCAUCAACGCGUGUAUGGGGAUCUACAUGGACACUCUGAACAUCUUCAUGAGGCUCGUGAUGAUUCUGGCGAACGGAGGAGGAGGAAAAAGGAAGUAAAAAUACAAGAAAUACAACUUGGGCUGCGUCUCAAUUCUCUCUCUCUCUCCUCGCUUCCUUCUCCUCGAUCCUCUGUUCUCUGGAUUUCCUCACCCAUUUCCCGCAGAAUCGAGGAGAAGGAAUCGAGGAAAGAGAAAUUAAAAGUGGCCGUAAAUUCACUUUAACAGAGCUACACCACCUUCUCUUCUCUAACUCCAAAAUAAUAAAUACAUUCUAUCUCUGCAAAUGAGAAAUGGAGAACGGACUGGUUUAGGGGACAAUAUCAUUCACAAGCACUUCUUCUUAAGGAUUCUUGGUUUAAAAAAUGGUUGAAAAUGCUGAAAGUUAAUGUAAUUUAGCUUGUUUUAUAUUUAUUUUAAAGCUGCAGUGUGUAGCUUUUGGGUUUGGUGAUCCGUCAGCUGCUUUUUUUCUGUGGAUAUGUCAUUGCUGUGCCUGGAAAGUUCCGCAGUGUGGCAUUAAACAGCUCGUUUAUUUAAUGACAGGUGGUUUUAUCGCUCAAAAAUACGUCGAAAAACAGAUCUGACCUGUAACUUGGUCUGGUUUAAAGCCACACUGUGGAACAUUCCAGGCAAAACAAUAAAAUCUCCAUGGGGAAAAAGCAUUUGACGGACCCUCCCACCAGAAAAGUUACACAGUGCAGCUUUAACUUUAGCAGAAAUAACUCGUCAUAGCUCAUAACUGAAGGUCGUGAGUGGGUGAAAUGUCUGACUCCGACUGUUGUGGGUGAAAGAAAAGAUGUUUGUUCAUGUGUUAAUGAAAAAUAUAAUAAUUUCACAAAUAAAAUCUAAAAAA